Mesorhabditis spiculigera is the source of this 1419-nucleotide messenger RNA. The record is from the annotation of a GenBank genome assembly. NCBI's taxonomy places the organism in Eukaryota, Metazoa, Nematoda, Chromadorea, Rhabditida, Rhabditidae.
AUGCCGAAGCCACCAGCCAGUCUACUAUUGCUACUCUCCGUGUUCUUCCUCCUGUUACACCAAUGCUAUGGAGACGUCUAUGUGGCCCAACUUCUGGAGCACCUGAUGAUGGACUACAAUAAAAUCUGGACGCCGGAUGUUGUGUUAUACAACAACGCUGACGGGGAACCGCAUAUCAACAUCGCCUCGCUUGCUAUGGUCGAUUCUCAGGGAACUGUGAUCUGGAUGCCACCCUCCAUUUAUAAAAGCUUCUGCGCCAUCAACAUUGCUGAUUUCCCAUACGACUCGCAGACGUGUGAGAUGAAAUUUGGAGGGUGGACAAACGACGGUCAAACCCUUGAUCUACAACAAAUUUCGCCCGUCGUAAAUGAAAAGCCAGAGAAACGAUUCGAUGACACAGGGACCGAAUAUCAAUUUUUGCCUAAUGGAAUGGGACUUUCAUUCUAUCAUUCGUCUGCGGAAUGGGAUUUAAUAUCGAUAACAUCUUCCCGUUAUGCCCAAAUUUACCCGGGCUGCUGCGGGCAAGUCUACUACAUCGAUAUUCGCUAUUCACUAGUCCUCCGGCGAAAAGCUAUUUUCUUUACGGUCAUGCUAACCAUCCCAUCGAUGUUGAUUACAAACAUGACGCCAUUUGUCUUCUUCAUUCCACCCAUCGAGCACAAAAUGACCUUCUCCAUCUCGAUCUUCGUGGCCUUCUCCGUGUUCUACCUGGUCUUAAUCGAAAUCAUUCCACCCACUUCACUUGUUCUUCCGUUAAUCGGAAAAUAUCUGCUUUUCACUCUUAUUAUGAUCUUUUGCUGCACGAUCGUUUCCGUGGUGAACAUUAAUAUCUACCGACGACAAGCCUUUGCCUGGGAAAUGUCAGAUUGGCAGCGCUGGCUAUUUGUGCGAACGUUACCGAAAUAUUUGAAGCUGAAACAGCUCGAUUAUAGCGAGGAAGAGAAAGAACGAGAGCGGAAGGAGACUGAAGAGAGGAAGCUCAGGAGAAUGGCGAGACGAGGCAGGCGGGUAAGAUCGAAGCGCGCUCCUGCCGCAGACACAUCUCCGGUCUUUCGGUCAAGAAGGUUGAGACUACUCAGCCUUGUCGAGAUGGACGUUAGCUUCCGUAACAGAAGCGCGGCCGACGCCCACUCACUAAUCAAACAGUUGUCAAAUUCCGUACAGAUUAUUGCGGCCCAUUUUCAUAAUCAAAGUCAGGAGAGCAAGAUCACCGAUGAGUGGAGAUUGAUGUCCCUUGUCAUCGACCGAAUAUUCCUAAUCGUUUACGUUCUACUAAAUUUAGGCGCUAAUGUCUGGUUCGUUUUAUCCGUGCCGACAAUAUUUGAUGACCGGCCCGAGCUGUUCGGCACCCCAGCCUACAAGCCCCUGUCCGGGGACGCAAUCAAUAUCCUCUCACGGCCAGACUUUGAAUAUCCUGUC